Molecule: messenger RNA, 471 nt
Organism: Symbiodinium sp. CCMP2592
Lineage: Eukaryota; Dinophyceae; Suessiales; Symbiodiniaceae
Source: the annotation of a GenBank genome assembly
AUGCUCAAAACCAUGGGGGAGGAGAAGCUGGAGCCCAACGUGCAGCAUUACAAUGUCAGCAUCAGCACCCUUGGCCGAAGCAGCCACUGGCAACUCUCGCUGCAUUGCUUCCGCCUCAUGGAGCAGAGGAGCAUCCAGAAGGAUACAGUGACCUACAAUGCUUCGAUGUCUGCCUGCUCAAGGGCCGGGCAACACGACCGCGCGUGGCAUCUUUUUACAGAGAUGCCAAAGGCCUCGAUCCUGCAGGACCGGUACAGCUACAGCAGUGCCAUGAAGGCUUGCUCGGAGCUCCAGCAGUUGGACCUGGUUUUCAGUUUGCUUGAGGAUAUGAAGACCCGUAGCAUCCUGAGGGACGAGGUCGUCUACAACACCAGCAUCAGCGCCUGCGAGCACGAGAGAUGGGAGCUCGGACUAGAUCUCUUCGGCGAGAUGGCCCAGAGGCAGCUCAGGAGCAUCUUGGGGGGGUGUUGA